Messenger RNA from Soboliphyme baturini, 343 nucleotides. NCBI's taxonomy places the organism in Eukaryota, Metazoa, Nematoda, Enoplea, Dioctophymatida, Soboliphymatidae. The record is from the annotation of a GenBank genome assembly.
GUUAAUCGUAUUUAUCUGUUUAGGUUCGAAUUUUACGCUAAGUACUCUUCUCAGCAGCAGUAGUGUUCACCUCAGCUAUUAUCACAAGCAGCAGGAGAAUCUGCAGUUUGGCGUGGAGAUGGAAACUAACUUCCGGCUGCAGGAAAGUCUCGCCGCCAUUGGCUACCAAAUCGACAUACCUAAGGCUAACGCCGUGUUCAGGGCCCAGGUCGAUUCCUCGUUCACCGUCGGUGCCGUUUUAGAAAAAAAGCUUUUUCCUCUACCUUUCACGCUCGCUCUCAGUGGCAUGAUUAAUCACUCGAAAAAUGUGUCCAGAUUCGGCAUUGGCUUGAUUAUUGGUUAG